This is a messenger RNA of Theobroma cacao (cacao), 2810 nucleotides long. RefSeq names its product RNI-like superfamily protein. Gene Ontology annotation, cellular component: SCF ubiquitin ligase complex. Gene Ontology annotation, biological process: SCF-dependent proteasomal ubiquitin-dependent protein catabolic process. The record is from RefSeq and is a predicted model, not a curated record. Lineage: Eukaryota; Viridiplantae; Streptophyta; Magnoliopsida; Malvales; Malvaceae.
UCCCUCCUCGAUCAUGUGACCAAAGCCCACGUAAUCAACGUCCACCGUCCGAUCCAAACAGCGAAUCCACGUGGUACUGCUCAUCACGAAAACGGUGUUUAUGUUUCAAUUCUUUGACGUGUCUAUAACUAUUUAUGGUCUCGUAAGAACAAACUUUAUAAAAACCAAUGGGUCUUAAUGUUUAGCAGAGAUUAAACUGCAAAGGCACGGAGCCCGAAAAUUUCUGUUAAAAUUUUCGCGGGCGAUAUGUAAAGUGCUUGGUUUUUCGUUACUGGGUGCUUUUUUUGGUUGUUUUUUUUUUUUUUUUAAAUAUCGAGAAUCGAAGAAGAACGAGAUAUCCGGGGAUGGGUGAUGUAGGGUUUUUCGAGAAAACUGAUUCUGGGGAAAAUGAAGGUAUUUUGGGAGGAAGUGAAGAGAACAGCAAGAAAGAAAACGAAGAAGAAACUGCCGUUUUUAGUAGGCAGCAGGAGGCAACAUUCAAUCUCGAUCUUAAUCUGCAGCCAGUGGAAGAGGAUUUUGGAAACACUUUUUUGGGAUUUGAUUUAGGAUUUCCUGAGAAACAUGCGGAUGAUUCCACCAAUUCAAAAAGUCUUGUCUUUGGCGUUGAUCUGAGGAGAAUGGAAAGAUACCCAGAUGUUGAAAUUGUUGGUUCUCCAAGCAAAAAGAGGAGAUUUUCUGUUGAAGAAAAAGGAAAAGCAAAAUUAGAUGGUUUUGAUGAAGAGGAAGAAAAACUGAAUCUUGAUCUUGAUUUGGGAUUGACGCAGAUAGGAAUAGAUAAAGCGAUUUCAUCUUUCGGUCCUCCAAUCGAAGCAGAGGAGCAAAAAGAUACUGAAGUUGAAUUUUUGGGAAGUACUAAUACUUUGAAUACUAUUGAUCUUGUUGUAGGGGAAAUUGAUUAUAAGAGGAAUGAUGAAACGGAGGAAUUUUACGUCUCAAGAAAGAGGGAAGAAUCAAGAAGACACCACGAGAUUGCUAGAAAAUUUGCCCAAAGGCUUGCACAUGAAGUUGAUUCUGAAGGAGAUUUUUUGAAAUCUUUUUCUAAGACAAAUAAGGAUGGAGCUUUAAAGAAUGUUGUUGUUGUUGUUGUUGAUGAUGAUGAUAAGGCAGAAGACUCAGAAAGUCCUUUUGGUAUGGCAUUAGAGAUGAUCAAAACCCGAAAUUCGAGUUCAACUGACAAAAAGAAGUACUCAAGGGGUGGAUUGGAGGCGGAGUUCAAAUGGGUGCCUAAGAAUUAUAAAGGGUCGUCCAUUUCUAUGGCUCGUGACGUUCCAUCAUUGCUGGACCUUAGUUUGCGUGCUCUUGCAAAGAAUGCCGAGGCAAUGGUAUCGCUCGAGCAUGUUCCUGAUGUGCUGAGGCAUAAGCUUAGUCAGUUGGUGUGUGAUAAUCGGAAAAUGGAUGCUCAUUUUCUGGAACUUCUUGUUAGGGGAUCACCAACAGAGAUACGAGUGAAUGACUGUUCAGGAGUAACUGAAGACGAAUUCACCAAGAUGUUUGGCUGUUGUGAUACUAAGAACUUGAUUGUUCUGCAGCUUGACUUGUGCGGAUCAUGUUUGCCUGAUUAUGUGUUACAAGGCACCUUAGCUCAUUCAUCAAAUAGCCUUCCUGCUCUAGUUACCUUGUCUCUGGAUGGUGCAUAUCGUUUGUCAGACAAAGGGCUAAAUCUACUUGCGCUGUCUGCACCUGCUCUGCAGUCAAUAAAUCUGAGCCAGUGUUCCCUUCUCACAUCUGCUGGCAUCAACAAUCUAGCUAGCUGUUUUGAAUCUACCUUAAGAGAGCUAUAUUUAGAUGAAUGUCAGAAUAUACAAGCUAUGGUUGUAUUGCCUGCACUGAAAAAGCUUAAAUGUCUGGAAGUGCUGUCAUUGGCCGGAAUUCAGACUGUUUGUGAUGAUUUUGUCGUUGGAAUGGUUGAAGCAUGUGGCAAAAAUAUGAAAGAGCUUGUUUUGGCUAAUUGUGUGGAAUUGACUGAUAUAUCUCUCAAAUUUGUGGGAAAAAAUUGUUCCAGAUUAUGUGCCCUUGACCUCUCUUACUUGCAUAACUUGACGGAUUCAUCAAUGAGAUAUCUUGCCAAUGGCUGUCGAUCAAUUACCAAACUUAAACUGUGCCGCAAUGGUUUUAGUGAUGAAGCUAUUGCAGCCUUCUUAGAAGCCUCUGGAGGUUCUCUAACUGAACUGUCCCUGAAUAACAUUAUUUCGGUGGGGCUGAACACUGCAUUGUCACUUUCCAAAUGUUCAAGAAAAUUGUUCAGUUUGGACCUAUCAUGGUGCCGCAAUUUAACAGAUGAGGCACUGGGACUGAUUGUUGAUAGUUGCCUGUUACUGAGGCUGUUAAAACUCUUUGGAUGUACACAGAUUACAGAAGUGUUUUUAGGUGGGCAUUCAAAUGCCCAGGUGCAGAUCAUUGGACUGAAAAUGACAACAGUAUUAAAACAUCUCAAUAUGCUUGAACCCCAAGAAGCUCCAUUGCGCUAUUCACCUAUCAGUAGUUUAUGAUGAAUGGUAGAGCUUGAAUAACUUGGUUACCCAGUUUGCAAGGCCCAGCUUCAUUCAUUGACUUAUACAAAAGCAACACUGACAACUAAAAGUACCCUCUUUUACUUGUCCAUUCAAAGCCUUCAGUUUUGAAAACAUACCUACGAAAUUGUUACCAGACACCAAACCGGCUAAUCUCUUUAGAGAUAUACCUCACUCUUUUUUUGGUGUCCUAGCAAAUUCGCAAUCAACCAAAAAUUGUAUAUGGUCGAUGGAAUAUUUUGGAUAGUUUUUAUGGUCAUAUUAAAGAGAUAGAAUUCUUCUCCCUUAUUGAGUGUUUCA